Geodia barretti is the source of this 789-nucleotide messenger RNA. The record is from the annotation of a GenBank genome assembly. NCBI's taxonomy places the organism in Eukaryota, Metazoa, Porifera, Demospongiae, Tetractinellida, Geodiidae.
AUGACUCCGCAGAUAACGAAGCGGAACGACAGGCGCGGAUACGCGCCGCAACGACAGAUAACAUUCGGGACGAUAAUACUUUGGACCCUGGCGCUGGCGUUAGCCCUGGUCGUGGUGACCAAUUUGCAAACCGACAGCGUGGACGCCGCGCUUGGACCUCAAGCAACAUACGAACCCAUGCCGGCGCCGAUGGACGGAGAUGGCGGGCUUGUGCAGGAGUCGUUCUGUGAGCCGCUCGGCAUUCCCGGCAACCACACGAUGGCCGACGUAUGGUCCGCUGAAAUGGAGCACGCCAUAGGUUCGGGCUCAGGGGCGAUCAGUUCCGCGGACGAAACCGCGAUGGAAACGGUCUGGUCCGCCGAAAUCACGGUUGGGACGGCUGAAGACCCGGGUAAUCCCAUCCUGGUGUACACGGGAUACUUCCCGCUCAAUUCGGGUACCGCAGGGGCCCUGGACGAUACGGGGUUCAGCCACGACGGGGUGGACUAUGACAUCAGGGCCAUAUUUGAACAGGGGUUCAGCGGCACAGUCCAUCAAUUGAUUACAGUCCAUCAAUUGAUUUUUGAAGCCGACCAUCCGCUGCACGACAACCUGGUGCUACAGGUCGACGAUGACCAGUUUCAAGUGUCCGAGUCGAAGGCGCUGGGCAGCGACAGGAACAUACACAGCUGGAUGCUUGGGGAGAGCCUGGGCUGGGAAGAAGGUGCGCUCGUGCCGAUUGCGCUGAUAGAGCUGCCGGCACCGGACCCCAGUCCAGGCCCAAUUUGCAACACCAUCGCCCUGAAGUAG